AGUUCACAAUGUCAAUUUAUCCGGGAGUGCGGCCGCCGAUGAAGAGAGGACCGAAACCACAAUCAUUCUUCGACGACACACCAGUAGCAUCUUCCGACGAUCCACCAGACUUCGAAAGUCACAUUGUACUACGUGUACCUGAAGAUUGUGUGGGUAGAAUCGAGAAAAUCAUUCAAUCGGACGGAAAACACGAGGAAUUCUCGUUAAAUUUGAAUUCAGACGCUCGAAAUUCCACAGUCAGAAUCGGAAAUCAACUGUUAAAUGGAAAAAUCCUGGAUCUUCCCACUAUAACAGAAAUCCACAAGACAUUAGACAACAAAAGCCUGUAUAAAGUCGCAGAUGUCUCACAGAUCCUUGUCUGCACCCAUGAUUCCAUCAAUUCAAUAGCUUCAAGCUCUGAAGAUGCUGCUCAGAAAGCAGCAGCGGCAAAGGCAAAACAAUGGCAAUACCCGCACGGACUGACGCCUCCCAUGAAAUCGGCGAGGAAGAAGCGAUUUCGAAAGACUAAGAAGAAAAAGUUUAUGGAUGCUCCAGAGGUUGAGAAGGAGCUCAAGAGACUGCUCCGUGCAGAUUUGGAAGCGGAUAGUGUGAAAUGGGAAAUUGUGGAAGGGAAUAAGGAAGGUGCGACGGAUGAAGUAAGGACGCAGCGGCAUGUCACUUAUCCAUCAAGUAGUGAAGAUGAAUCUGAUGUUGGAGAUGAUGAUGAUAAGGAUGAUUAAAUUUCUUAAGAUGAUAAUUUUAUUUCGCUGUUUUUUAUUACGGCAACACAAAAUUCUGAGAAUGCGUACUGCACAACAUAUUUGACGCGCGCAAAAUAUAACUAUAUCUCGCAGCGAAAACGAUUUACAGCAAAGUUCCAUUAUUUUUUUUGCCAUUUUUUGUUUAAUUUUAAUAUUCUAUAUAUCGAUGAAUAAAUUUUUUUUUUUCGUUCUAAAAAAAUUGGAAAAUUGAAAAAAAAAAAAAGUUUCUGAAAAAAGUGGCAAAUAUUUGUUCUAAAUAUUCAAAAAAAGAUUUUUCUAUUUUACAAAAAAUAAAUUUCAAAUAUUUAAUGAUUUUUUCUGGGUAUUUUUUUUUCAAAUUUUUAAGAAAAUGACUUUGAAAUGACUUUUCUUAAAAUUCUGAAAAAAAAUACCCAGAAAAAAUCAUUAAAUAUUUGAAAUUUUUUUUUGUAAAAUAGAAAAAUCUUUUUUUGAAUAUUUAGAACAAAUAUUUGCCACUUUUUUCGGAAAAUAAUUUUUUUCAAUUUUCCAAUUUUUUUAGAACGAAAAAAAAACAUUUAUUCAUCGAUAUAUAGAAUAUUAAAAUUGAACAAAAAAUGGAAAAAAAAUAAUACUGAAAAACGAAUGAAAAUGGAACUUCGCUGUAAAUCGUUUUCGCUGCGAGAUAUAGUUAUAUUUUGCGCGUCAAAUAUGUUGUGCAAUACGCAUUCUCUGAAUUUUGUGCUCCCGUAAUUUUUUUAUUUAUUUAUUGAACAAGACAAACAAAAAGAAAAAGAAACAACAAUUUCAUGCAUUGUUGGGUUUCUACAAUCUCUAAAAAGUUAUCGUUUUUUUCGAAAACUAUACUUU
This is a messenger RNA of Caenorhabditis elegans, 1568 nucleotides long. RefSeq names its product TAFII55 protein conserved region domain-containing protein (gene taf-7.2). NCBI's taxonomy places the organism in Eukaryota, Metazoa, Nematoda, Chromadorea, Rhabditida, Rhabditidae. Bases 9 to 719 code for a protein of 236 amino acids. Gene Ontology annotation, biological process: transcription initiation at RNA polymerase II promoter. Gene Ontology annotation, cellular component: transcription factor TFIID complex; nucleus. The transcript is spliced from 2 exons. The record is from RefSeq and is marked reviewed.